UGUUGCUUUUUCUUCACAGAGCCAUUUUUAUUGUACAAAAUGUUUGGAGAAACGUUUAAAAAUUUCACUAUAAAUUUCAACGCCUUUAAUCCGAGAGUGACUUUCUCGAGUGGUGACUUUAUGGCAGGUCAGAUUUCCUUUGAUCUUUCGAAGGAAACAAAGCUCAGUUCUAUAACAUUGACAUUAAAUGGAAAAGCAAAGGUACAGUGGACAACACAAGGAGGCGGCGGAGGAAGAAGAGGACGACGCAGAAGGCAACGACGAGUCCACUCGGCAAGGCUGGAAUUCUUCAACUUCUCUCAAAUUGUAAUGCAAGAAAAUAACGCGGUCCCUAACACCACACUUCAACCAGGAACCCAUGUGUACCCAUUCACAUGCCAAAUCCCACAAGGAAACUUCCCCUCCUCUUUCCAUGGGGUGCAUGGCAGUAUAAUCUACUCGAUGAAGGUGGAGAUACACAGGCCAUGGCAUCUAGCCAAGGAGUAUGAGACUGAGUUCAACUUUGCCAGCCACAUAGAUGCCAACCAACCACAUCUUCUGGCUCCUCUGGCAGGCAGCAACACCAAGACCCUGUGUUGCCUCUGGUGUGCCUCAGGUCCCAUCUCAAUGACUGUCUGCACUGAGAGGAAAGGCUUUGUCCCAGGAGAGAUGGUGAAAAUCAUCUGUGAGCUUAGUAAUGGCUCCUCUCGGACGGUGACUCCGCAUGCGACCCUUAUCCAGAAGCAGAUGUUUUACACCCAUAACAAGUGCAACAGGAGGUUGCAGAUGAAAAACCUGGCCUCAGUGGAUGGUCAGCCGGUCAACCCCAGUAGCUCUGAGGUCUACAGCGAUAUGAUGCUUCCCAUCCCUCCCAACACGGCUCUCACUAUCACCAACUGUCCUAUACUGGAGGUGGAUUACACUGUGGAUGUGAGUCUACAUAUCAGAGGUUCCUCUGACCUCAAGGUGCUGUUCCCCAUUGUGCUGUGUAAUAUUCCUGUUUAUGCUCCCCAGCCUCCACCUCCAUAUCAGUAGGAGUAGCACUAGGAUCAAGUUGCCCCUGACUCUAAUCUAAGGUCAGUUCAGUGUUUUUAUACCUAGUGGUUAAGGUUAGGAAUUAGGCAGGAUAAGCAGCUCUUAGAUACGAAGGGCAACUUGUACCUAGUCAUAUUAGAGACAUGCAUAGUCUCUCACAACAUCUGAACAUAGGGAAUAUGAGGGUUACUAUGAACAAUUCUUCCGGUAAGCUGGUUUUUGCAUCACUGAUUAUUUGGACAAAUCACGAUUUUGCCGGGUUGGUCUAAACCUGGCAUCUAUAGAAUUUCGGAAGGGGAGGGGUUACUUUAGGCCCAUAGACUGCUAAAAGGAUUUCAGAGGAGGGCAUGUGGACUUUGCCACUCACAUUAGGCCAAACAUCUCAACAGGCCCCCCAGUACCAUGUCCAGUAGCUGGCCAUAGGCCCACGUUCACUCUAGAUUUGGUUCUGGAUUCCGAGAUUAGACACUGCCAAACCCCUUUUAAGAUGGGGUUUCCAAUUCUACAAUUUCUACAUGUUUAUCACCAUAAGAAUUGUUACAGCAAGAUUUGUCAUCGACCACCAUGUCAAAUCCUUCCUUCAUAUAUUGUCUCUUACCACUACCUAUGGGAGUAUUGUGCUGUUUCUGCUUACUAUAGACAUAACUGUUUCGAAAAUUAAGAGUUUUCAGAAUUCAUUACUUUUUAAGACAGACAUUUCAGAGCCUGUUUCCUCCCUAAUUCACCUCCAUCCGGGUCAUGAGAUGAGGAACUAUUGGUCAAUGUUAUUGCUAAGGGGACUAACUCAAUACUAAAGCUGAUAAGGAAGAAGGCCUUGAUAGCCAACUAAACUUGGCUGUAACAAAUCAUACAACACAACAAAUUGUAGGAUUUAUGUUAAAUGCCUCUUUAAAAAGGUUGAUUUGUAGAUUUGCAAUAGUUCUCAGGGUUGUACCUCAUACGGUACCAGAUUUUCUAAUAUUUUAUGCAUGAACUUUUAAAAGGUGUUUAUGUUCCAUGACUAUUUCUGUUACAUGUUUUUAUAGUCAUACAGUUUUAUUUACAGUUGUAUAUAUACAUUUCAUACUACUUACAUACCAAUGUAUGUAAUGAUGCCUUGCCAUCCUUCACUGUUUGAGGUGACAGACAGACAGUGCUUUAAAUGUCUAAUGCUGCAGUCGUCGUUCAUCUCUUGCCAGGUCAUGUUACUUAGCAUUUCUUUCAAAGUGCUUGAGUGAUUGUUAACAUAAGAUAAUUGGGCUUUGUGACAGUGUUUACCCACGUUUGAUCAAUCACUCUGUGGUGUAUGUCUGUCUGUCACCCAACUCUCUUUUUUAUCAUGGUUAACUUAAGGAUUAGAUUUGUUAUUCAUGGUCAAAAUUUUUUUGCCCCAUACAUUUGGAAAAAUGUCAGAGUAUUCAGAAUGCUUGUGAUUCAAUCACUAAUUCAUUUGUACGUCUGUUUUAGAAUUACACUGUAAUUCUACGUCACUGUUCUCUAGCUGUGGUCCGAAUAACAAAACCAUGUUUUUACACUCCUAGUUGGAUGAGAGUAAUCCAACAGAAAGUCUGAAACAUUUACAUUUAUAUGGUUGAGCUUACUAUAUGAAGAACCACUCAAAUUCACGCACAAUAAUAUUUUUUCCGUAUGAAUUGUAUUUGAUGUGUUCGUGUAAACUAUAUAUUGUAUUUAUGUUAAAAUGUUAUAACAUUUGUUUUUAUGUCUGUUUUAACACUCCCAAGUUCAUCCAUUGAGGA
Coregonus clupeaformis (lake whitefish) is the source of this 2750-nucleotide messenger RNA. Its product is annotated as arrestin domain-containing protein 3. Gene Ontology annotation, cellular component: cytoplasm; plasma membrane. Lineage: Eukaryota; Metazoa; Chordata; Actinopteri; Salmoniformes; Salmonidae. The record is from RefSeq and is a predicted model, not a curated record. The transcript is spliced from 6 exons. Gene Ontology annotation, biological process: protein transport. The coding region runs from base 40 to 1014 and encodes 324 amino acids.